Bubalus bubalis (water buffalo) is the source of this 4784-nucleotide messenger RNA. It is a transcript of the gene KIF7, whose product is annotated as kinesin family member 7. The record is from RefSeq and is a predicted model, not a curated record. Lineage: Eukaryota; Metazoa; Chordata; Mammalia; Artiodactyla; Bovidae. Gene Ontology annotation, biological process: mitotic spindle organization; microtubule-based movement. The transcript is spliced from 20 exons. Gene Ontology annotation, molecular function: ATP binding; microtubule motor activity; microtubule binding. Bases 303 to 4472 code for a protein of 1389 amino acids.
CCGCGCAGCCCGCGCCUCCGCCCCGGAGCGCCCAGGCGGGAGGAGUUGCGGAUGAGGGGCGGGAUGUUUUGGUGGGCGGGGGUCCGGGUGACGGCAUCCGACCGCGCCGCGCUGGGGCUCAGAGCCUCAGUGCCCCGCGGGGGGACGACGCGCGCACCCUAGCAGCUCCUGUCCCGUGCCCGGCGCCUCCGACUCUGGAACCCCUGGUGUGGGCCGGGUGCCUUCGGUGCGCAGAGCACUGGGCCCCGAGCCCGGGCGCGGAGAAGCCGGGACCGUGGGGCUGGAAAAGCUGUGACUGAGGGAUGCCCGAAGGCGCCUGUAGUAUUGCGUGGCAGUUACCGCUGCGGCCCCCAGGGCCGGACACCCAGCUGGGACUGAUGAUUGAACGACCGAGCGAACGAUUACAGGGCCGGGAACAGCAGUCUCUCAACAUGGGACUGGAGGCCCAGAGGCUGCCAGGGGCCGAGGAGGCCCCCGUGAGGGUGGCCCUUCGAGUGCGCCCACUCCUGCGCAAGGAGCUGCUGCACGGGCACCAGAGCUGCCUGACGGUGGAGCCGGGGCGCAGCCGGGUCACCCUGGGCCGAGACCGCCACUUUGGCUUCCACGUGGUGCUGGAUGAGGACGCCGGGCAGGAGGCUGUGUACCAGGCUUGUGUACAGCCCCUUCUCGAGGCUUUCUUUGAAGGCUUCAAUGUCACCGUCUUUGCCUACGGUCAGACGGGCUCCGGGAAGACGUACACCAUGGGGGAGGCCAGUGUGGCCUCCCUUCACGAGGAUGAGCAGGGCAUCAUCCCACGGGCCAUGGCCGAGGCCUUCAAGCUGAUUGAUGAGAAUGACCUGUUGGACUGUCUGGUGCACGUGUCCUACCUGGAAGUGUACAAGGAGGAGUUCCGAGACCUGCUGGAGGUGGGCACCGCCAGCCGGGACAUCCAGCUCCGGGAGGACGAUCGUGGGAAUGUUGUGCUGUGUGGGGUGAAGGAAGUGGACGUGGAGGGCCUGGAUGAGGUGCUGAGCCUCCUGGAGAUGGGCAACGCAGCGCGGCACACGGGAGCCACACACCUCAACCGCCUCUCCAGCCGCUCCCACACCAUCUUCACCGUGACCCUGGAGCAGCGGGGUCGCGCCCCCAGCCGCCUGCCCCGACCUGCGGCUGGCCAGCUGCUUGUUUCCAAGUUCCACUUUGUGGACUUGGCGGGCUCGGAGAGGGUGCUCAAGACAGGCAGCACAGGCGAGCGACUCAAGGAGAGCAUCCAGAUCAACAGCAGCCUCUUGGCGCUAGGCAACGUCAUCAGUGCCCUGGGUGAUCCCCAGCGCCGGGGCAGCCACAUCCCUUACCGCGACUCCAAGAUCACCCGGAUCCUCAAAGACUCCCUGGGCGGGAACGCCAAGACGAUGAUGAUCGCCUGCAUCAGCCCUUCCUCCUCCGACUUUGACGAGACGCUCAACACCCUCAACUACGCCAGCCGCGCCCAGAAUAUUCGCAACCGCGCCACUGUCAACUGGCGGCCCGAGGCUGAGCGGGGGCCGGAGGAGGCCGUGGCCAGCGCCCGGGGGCCGCCUAGGCAUCGGUCGGAAACACGCAUCAUCCACCGGGGCCGUCGCGCCCCGGGCCCUGCCGCCGCUUCCGCCGCGGCCGCUGCCCGCCUGGGGGCCGAGUGCGCGCGUUACCGAGCCCGCACCGACGCCGCCUACAGCCUCCUGCGCGAGCUGCAGGCCGAUCCCGGGCUGCCAGGCGCCGCAGCACGCAAGGUGCGCGACUGGCUGUGCGCCGUCGAGGGCGAGCGCAGCGCCCUGAGCUCCGCCUCCGGGCCCGACAGCGGCAUCGAGAGCGCCUCUGCGGAGGAGCAGGCCACCCAGGGACCCGGCGGGCGAAAGGAAGAUGAGGGGCCGCUGCAGCUGCUGACCCUGCAGAGCCAGGUGGCCCGGCUGGAAGAGGAGAACCGAGACUUUCUGGCUGCGCUGGAGGACGCCAUGGAGCAGUACAAACUUCAGAGUGACCGUCUUCGUGAGCAGCAGGAGGAGAUGGCAGAGCUGCGACUGCGGCUGGAGCUGGUGCAGCCAGGCUGGGGGGCCCCAGGGAUCUUGCAGGGCUUGCCUCCGGGGUCUUUUGUGCCCCGGCCUCACACAGCACCCCUGGGAGGUGCCCACACCCAUGUGCUGGGCCUGGUUCCCCCCGCCUGCAUUCCUGGAGAUGAAGUUGGCCCUGAGAACCGGGGACAGCAGAUGAAAAAUGGCAGGGAGGCUGGAGCCAAGUUUCUGACAGAGCGAGACAGGCCGGGAAGUGGCUCUUCAGAUGCAUCAGAGGAAGAGGAGGAGGAGAAGGAGGGGCCGUCCCGACAGAGCCUGCACCCACGAAGGAAUGGGAUCAGCAAGUGGAACCAGAGGAUGGGGGCCUGCCCAGGGAGUCCACUCAACAGGAAGGGCCCAGAGCUUCGCCUGGAGGAGCUGGAUGCAGCUAUCCCGGGACCCAGAGUGGUUGGUGGGAGCAAGGCCCUGGCUCAGCCCUGCCAAGCCCCCGCGGCCAUGGCCUCUGAGUGGCGACUGGCCCAAGCCCAGCAGAAGAUCCGUGAGCUGGCCAUCAACAUCCGCAUGAAGGAGGAGCUCAUUGGCGAGCUGGUGCGCACAGGGAAGGCCGCCCAGGCCUUGAACCGUCAGCACAGCCAGCGCAUCCAGGAGCUGGAGCGGGAGGCAGAGCGAGUGCGGGCAGAGCUGAGCGAGGGCCAGAGGCAGCUGCGGGAGCUCGAGGGCAGGGAGCCCCAGGACGCUGGUGAGCGCUCGCAGCUCCAGGAGUUCCGCAAGAGGGUUGCUGCUGCUCAGAACCAAGUGCAGGUGCUGAAGGAGAAGAAGCAGGCGACGGAGCGGCUGGCAUCACUAUCGGCACAGAGCGAGAAGCGGCUGCAGGAGCUGGAGAGGAACGUGCAGCUCAUGCGGCAGCAGCAGGGGCAGCUGCAGCGGCGGCUUCGCGAGGAGACAGAGCAGAAGCGACGCCUGGAGACGGAGAUGAACAAGCGGCAGCACCGUGUCAAGGAGCUGGAGCUGAAGCACGAGCAGCAGCAGAAGAUCCUGAAGAUCAAGACAGAGGAGAUUGCGGCAUUUCAGAGGAAGCGGCGCAGCGGCAGCAACGGCUCUGUGGUCAGCCUGGAGCAGCAGCAGAAGAUUGAGGAGCAGAAGAAGUGGCUGGACCAGGAAAUGGAGAAGGUCCUGCAGCAGCGGCGGGCACUGGAGGAGCUGGGGGAGGAGCUCCACAAGCGGGAGGCCAUCCUGGCCAAGAAGGAGGCCCUGAUGCAGGAGAAGACUGGGCUGGAGAGCAAGCGGCUGCAGUCCAGCCAGGCCCUCAACGAGGACAUUGUGCGAGUGUCCAGCCGGCUGGAGCACCUGGAGAAGGAGCUGUCUGAGAAGAGCGGGCAGUUGCGGCAGGGCAGCGCCCAGAGCCAGCAGCAGAUCCGUGGGGAGAUUGACGCACUGCGCCAGGAGAAGGACUCGCUGCUGAAACAGCGGCUGGAGAUCGACAGCAAGCUGAGGCAGGGCAGCCUGCUGUCGCCUGAGGAGGAGCGAACGCUGUUCCAGCUGGAUGAGGCCAUUGAGGCCCUGGACGCCGCCAUUGAGUACAAGAACGAGGCCAUCACAUGCCGCCAGCGGGUGCUGCGGGCCUCUGCCUCCUUGCUGUCCCAGUGCGAGAUGAACCUCAUGGCCAAGCUCAGCUACCUCUCGUCCUCGGAGACCCGAGCCCUGCUCUGCAAGUACUUCGACAAAGUAGUGACGCUCCGCGAGGAGCAGCACCAGCAGCAGGUGGCCUUCUCGGAGCUCGAGUUGCAGCUGGAGGAGCAGCAGAGGCUGGUGUACUGGCUGGAGGCGGCCCUGGAGCGGCAGUGCCUGGAGAUGGACCGCCAGCUGACCCUGCAGCAGAGGGGACAUGAGCAGCACGUGCAGCUGCUGCUGCAGCAGAGCCGAGACCAUCUUGGCGAAGGGCUGGCAGACAGCAGGAGGCAGUACGAGACCAGAAUCCAAGCUCUGGAGAAGGAGCUGGGCCGCCACGUGCGGCUGAACCAGGAGCUGAAGCAGAAGCUCAGUAGCCUGAGUGCCGCCGGCCAGAGCAGGGUGAUGGGUGGGGAGAAGAGGACCCCGUGCCUGGAGAACAGACAAGCCCCUGGAAGCGAGGAUGAGCUCUACCCAGCGCCUGAGCCUCUCUGGCAGCCCACCAGCACGGAGGGUGCCCCCCGCCCACGGGAGGAGAUGCGGGACUUGGUCCAUGCCCCGUUACCGUUGACGUGGAAACGCUCAAGCCUGUGCAGUGAGGAGCAGGGCUCCCCUGAGGAGCUGCGGCAGCGGGACGCCGCUGAGCUCCCGGUGGGGCGGGUGCUGCCUGUGGGUGAGGCGGGUCUGCCCUGGAACCUCGGGCCCUUGGCCAAGCCCCGGCGGGAACUGCGGAGGGUCAGCCCAGGGAUGAUUGACGUCAGGAAAAACCCCCUGUAGGCACACCUGGGAGAUUCGGGGCCUGCCCAAAGGUGUGGUGUUGACGCUCCCUUCUGUGAAGGAGUCCUUACCUCAAGCUCUAAAUCAGGUCCUGAUCUUUCUCGUUAGAGUCAACAAAUUCGGGCUGCGGACCAGAACUGGACUUGAAUCACUUGUUAAAAAAAGGUGCAGAUUUCUACCAGUCACUUCCUUUAGGAUGUGGUACCCAGUUGCCAUGUUUUGGCUUUUUUUUUUUAAUAUACUUUUUAAAAUUUUAUAGUUGAUUUAUAGCAUUGUUAGUUUCAGAUGUGAAGCAGAAUGUUUAUGCACAUG